UUCUAUUUUGUAAAAUAUAUUAAAUUAAAAGAAAUAAAACGAGUGGAAGAAAUGAAUUGAGAGAGAUUUUGGAGUGUGGUGUCUGAAUGACAGAGUCCACAUGAACUAAGAACAAGAACACAAAAUUCCCACAUCACUUUUCUUUAUCUUUAAAGAACAACAAGGAAAGAAGACAAUGGUGGCAUGUGAAACAUGAAGAAUUGUACUGUAUUAUUAUGCAUCUUCAAUGGCAUCAUGUCAUAAUGCCUUUUCAUUUUCACCAACCACACUAUUCCCUGCCAUGUUAAAGCCUUCUUCUUCUUCCAGAUUCAGACCCAUUCUCUUCUCCUCCAUCACUACUAAUUCUUCCACACCAUCCUACAACUCCCUUGUUUCUGAGACUGUUAGGCUUUUGGGUCCUCCAACAAAAUUUGAAGCUUCAAAACUGAAGGUUGUUCUAUUGGAAGAUCAGAUAAAUAGAUAUGCAAGUAUUAUUCCAAGAACAUACAUUCUAUCCCACUGUGACUUAACAGCUAAUCUCACUUUAGCUGUUUCCAAUGUCAUCAAACUAGAACAGUUGAGAGGGUGGUACGAGAAGGAUGAUGUUGUGGCUGAAUGGAAGAAAGUGAAAAAUGACAUGUGCCUACAUGUUCAUUGCUUUGUCAGUGGUCCUAAUCCAUUCCUGGAUCUGGCUGCUGAAUUUAGAUACCACAUAUUCUCCAAGGAAAUGCCUUUGGUACUCAAAGCAAUUCAAUGUGGAGAUUCUGCACUUUUCCAUGAGCAUCCAGAAUUGCUGGAUUCUAUAGUUCGAGUAUAUUUUCAUUCUAGCUCAAAAAAAUACAAUAGAAUGGAAUGUUGGGGGCCUUUAAAGGAUGCCAUGGAGGGAAACCAAGCGAAUCAAUUACAAGGGUUGAUAAACAGAGAUCGUCCCCCUGAAAAGUGGAGAAGUCCAAUGUCCAUCUUCCAAGCUCUUUUUGCUUUUCUUCUUUGAAAUGUAUUAUCGGUAACUUGGUUCAUUUGUUUAUAUCCCGAUUCUUUCCAAAGCUCAGAACUUCGGGUGGUUUAGACAAAGCAAAGCUCAGCUUGCAACAAUGAACUUUUCUCUAAGAAGAAAAUGUAAAAUUGCAAAAAAGCAUAUUUGUUGUGCAACAAAGGAAAUUUGCUUAUUAAGAAUUAUGUAAUUAUUAUUGAGUAAAGGUAUUAUCACAUUGGAUUAAAUUCCAUUCAAA
Cicer arietinum (chickpea) is the source of this 1208-nucleotide messenger RNA. Its product is annotated as magnesium dechelatase SGRL, chloroplastic. Lineage: Eukaryota; Viridiplantae; Streptophyta; Magnoliopsida; Fabales; Fabaceae. The record is from RefSeq and is a predicted model, not a curated record.